Messenger RNA from Cercospora beticola, 617 nucleotides. RefSeq lists its product as uncharacterized. Gene Ontology annotation, biological process: negative regulation of apoptotic process; protein stabilization. The record is from RefSeq and is a predicted model, not a curated record. Lineage: Eukaryota; Fungi; Ascomycota; Dothideomycetes; Mycosphaerellales; Mycosphaerellaceae.
CUGAUACCACACAUCAUGGCCGAGCCGCAACCACCCAACGUGCAAGAAGGCGCCGAUGCGCCGGAUGUACUGCCUGCAAGCAAAGAGGACCGCAAGGCAGCCGCAGCGUUGUCCUCACUCGAUGCGCCGUCUGAAGAUGUCAAGCCGAAGAAAGAGACCGAUCUGAAAGCCUUGAACGAAGCGAUGAAGGCUUUAAUGCCGGCCGCGAAACCGAAGGAGACGGCCUCUUCGACCACCAAGAAGGACGAAGCGCCAAAGAAGGUGGUCAAAGUUGAUGCUGCGGAUGUUGCACUGCUGGUCGAGCAGUUGGAUUUGAAUAAGACGAAAGCUACGGAAUUGCUGCGAGCCCACGAUGCCGAUGUUUUGAAAGCGAUCAAAGCCUGGGUCACUGCAACCGCCUGAACGCGGAAACAUCAAGCAGUAUGUAGUGAUCACAUGCUGUAUAUCAAACAGAACCUUCCAGGCACGUACAGGUCUCAGCUACUCCAAAUAGAUCUGGCCGGAUGUUGAAGGCAAGACUCUGCUGCGAGCGAGGUCACGCAGCGAACAGAUCAUUUGGCGGGAAAGCCUAACCGCUAGCGUGGGUCAGUCGUAUGUGAAUGUACAAGCGAUUGAAU